Messenger RNA from Hevea brasiliensis (rubber tree), 1575 nucleotides. Its product is annotated as probable ethanolamine kinase. Bases 65 to 1201 code for a protein of 378 amino acids. The record is from RefSeq and is a predicted model, not a curated record. Gene Ontology annotation, biological process: phosphatidylethanolamine biosynthetic process; phosphatidylcholine biosynthetic process. Gene Ontology annotation, cellular component: cytoplasm. Gene Ontology annotation, molecular function: ethanolamine kinase activity; choline kinase activity. Lineage: Eukaryota; Viridiplantae; Streptophyta; Magnoliopsida; Malpighiales; Euphorbiaceae. The transcript has 11 exons.
GUUGUUGUAUAAACCUGAAACCCCGAGAAAAUCGCGUUUUGAGAUUUUAAUAGAAGGCACGAAAAUGGUAGCCGAGCGAAAGAUCUGGGACGCUAUGGAGGUCGCACAGGAAGCUAGAGACUGUUGCAGCUCUGACAUUCAUUCUUCGCAACUCACCGUUGACACCUCUCUUUCUCUAUCUGAUAUGUCUCCUCGUCUCAUAGAGUUAUGCAAGGAUCUGUUCAAGAAAUGGUCAAGAUUGGAAGAUUCUUGCUUCACAAUUGAGACGGUUUCUGGUGGUAUAACAAAUUUAUUGCUUAAGGUAUCUGUGAAGGAAGAAAAUGGAAAUGAGGUAUCUGUAACUGUCAGAUUAUAUAGUCCUAACACCGAUUAUUUUAUCAAUCGUGAGAGGGAGUUGCAGGCUAUCAAAUACCUAUCAGCAGCUGGAUUUGGUGCUAAGUUGCUUGGUGUAUUUGGAAAUGGCAUGGUGCAGUCUUUUAUCAAUGCACGGACACUAACUCCAGCAGAUGUGAGAAAGCCAAAGCUGGCUGCAGAAAUUGCCAAGCAACUUCGUAAAUUCCAUGCAGUGGAAAUUCCAGGUUCUAAAGAACCUCAGUUAUGGAAUGACAUCUUCAAGUUCUAUGAGAAUGCAUCCAUUCUUCGAUUUGAUGAUAUUGAGAAGCAAAGAAAAUUUGAGACAAUUUUAUUCAAAGAAGUUUAUGAUGAAGUAGUUGAAAUCAAGGAAUUGACAGGUCGUCUUAAUGCUCCCAUGGUUUUUUCUCAUAAUGACCUGCUUUCGGGGAAUCUUAUGCUUAAUGAAGACGAAGGUAAACUCUACUUCAUUGAUUUUGAGUACGGUUCCUACAGUUACAGAGGUUUUGACAUUGGAAAUCACUUCAAUGAAUAUGCGGGUUAUGAUUGUGACUACAGCUUAUACCCAAGUAAGGAUGAACAAUAUCAUUUCUUUAGGCAUUAUCUACGACCUGACAAACUGGAUGAGGUAUCUGACAAGGACCUUGAAGCUUUAUACAUAGAGACAAAUACUUUCAUGUUAGCUUCGCACUUAUUUUGGGCCUUAUGGGCAAUAAUCCAGGCAAAGAUGUCUCCAAUAGAUUUUGAUUAUCUUGGCUAUUUCUUCUUGCGAUACAAUGAAUACAAAAAACAGAAGGAAAAGAGUUGCUCACUGGCACGUUCUUACCUCUCAGGAUGUGGGAGUGGAUAGUUUUCUGGUCAUUUUCACGCGUUGCUAGCAGCAUUGUUCUGUAUUAUAUGGACUUGUUGUGAUAUGAAUAGUAAAACAAUGUGUUGCGAAUAAGUUAGUGGCUUGGCUUGAUUAGAUGAUACGGUGUGUAUUGGCAAUGGUAAUGUCAAUAGUCUCCAGCCAAGUUACCUAGUUGUUGGGCAAGUUGUUAUGCUGGUCGGAGUGUUAGCCAUUGAGAAUGGGAUUAUAGAGUAAGUAGUUACAUGGGUGGGAAAAGUAGAGUAGUUGUUGAGAGUUUUUAGAUUCUGUUAGCAGAUUAGCUAUAAGAUUUGUAACUGUUGUAUUGUAAAUCAUUCUUGAUUCUUCUUAAUGAAAAGUUGAUUGAGUUUCUCUUC